Molecule: messenger RNA, 735 nt
Organism: Lactuca saligna
Lineage: Eukaryota; Viridiplantae; Streptophyta; Magnoliopsida; Asterales; Asteraceae
Source: the annotation of a GenBank genome assembly
AUGCUCCGUAAAUCCGCAAACCCACCUCUAGGAGGCGAUGAUGAGGGAAGUGGUGGAGAUAGGAAGGUGAGAAACACCUCAGGCGUAGAGAAUGUCAUUGAGGCCGCGUCGUUGCUAAAGAUCUCACCAACGAUAAGUUACGAUAGCAAUGUUCCAGAUCUGCGACCAAGGGCGGCGACUACAAAAGAUGGGUUCAGGUUUCCAGAUCUACAAAUGAUGGUUGAAGGCUCGAGCAUAAGAGGUUUUCAAAAACAGAUGUGCGUUUCCAACGACGGUAAUAAGGAGAUGAAGGUGGUGUCUGGUGGAGGUGUUGCUUCGAGGGUGUUUACAGAUCUUUCACUGGCGACUGUUAGGCCUGGAUUCUUUCUGAUUCUUCCACUUCCUGCAUCGAUUGAAUGUUUCUUAUCCGAACUUCUUCAAAAUCGAUCUCAACAUUCUCUCAAUUUAUGGAUGACGAACUCAAUUUGGAUUUUUGUAGACCUUCGGUUGUUCGAUGUCGAUUUGGUAUGUAUAAGCAUAUGGCACAAAUUUGAGGUGUUAUUAACGGAAACUCAUCUGGCCAUUGUCAUGGAGUAUGCAGCUGGAGGAGAAUUCGACAAGAUUACUAAUGUUGGCAGAUUCAGUGAGGACGAGGGUAAUUGCCAAAGCUCAUUGGUCAUAUGGUGGUUCUUGGUAAGGAAGAUCCAAAAAAAAGCUACUGGUACCUCAAGGGAUCGCGGCAAGUCCAAAGCGUGA